This is a messenger RNA of Syngnathus acus (greater pipefish), 2315 nucleotides long. It is a transcript of the gene ap3m2, whose product is annotated as adaptor related protein complex 3 subunit mu 2. The record is from RefSeq and is a predicted model, not a curated record. Gene Ontology annotation, biological process: endocytosis; intracellular protein transport. Bases 129 to 1385 code for a protein of 418 amino acids. Gene Ontology annotation, cellular component: cytoplasmic vesicle; clathrin adaptor complex. NCBI's taxonomy places the organism in Eukaryota, Metazoa, Chordata, Actinopteri, Syngnathiformes, Syngnathidae. The transcript has 9 exons.
UCUUUUUCUGCGCUUCCUGUCACCAGAGGCUGAGCCCUAUAACGGAAGCGACACCAGCUUCAUAUUUCAAUGAGAAAAUAGUGAAAUUCGAGACCAAGACGUAAAAUUUGUCUCUGCCUUCAGUCAAGAUGAUCCACAGUCUCUUCCUGGUCAACUCCUCGGGAGACAUUUUCCUGGAAAAGCACUGGAAGAGUGUGGUGAGCCGCUCUGUGUGUGACUACUUCUUUGAGGCCCAGGAGCGUGCCAGUGAGCCGGAGAACGUCCCGCCUGUGAUCCCUACCCCGCACCACUACCUUAUCAAUGUUCUCAGACAUCGCAUAUAUUUUGUGGCAGUCAUACAGAGUGAAGUGCCACCACUCUUUGUCAUUGAGUUCCUGCACAGAGUCGUCGACACAUUCCAGGACUAUUUCGGUGUGUGCACGGAAGCUGCCAUCAAGGACAAUGUGGUGGUGGUCUAUGAACUACUGGAGGAGAUGUUGGACAACGGCUUUCCUCUAGCCACAGAGUCCAACAUCCUCAAGGAGCUUAUCAAGCCUCCCACCAUUCUCCGUACAAUGGUCAACACUAUCACAGGCAGCACCAAUGUGGGUGAGCAGCUCCCCACAGGUCAGCUGUCAGUGGUACCAUGGCGACGCACUGGCGUCAAAUACACCAACAACGAAGCCUAUUUUGACGUGGUGGAGGAGAUAGAUGCCAUCAUUGAUAAGUCAGGUUCCACAAUAACGGCAGAAAUCCAGGGAGUCAUUGAUGCCUGCGUCAAACUGACUGGCAUGCCCGACCUCACACUGUCAUUUAUGAAUCCUCGGCUGCUGGAUGAUGUCAGUUUUCAUCCGUGUGUUCGAUUCAAGCGGUGGGAGGCUGAGCGGAUCCUCUCCUUCAUUCCUCCUGAUGGAAACUUCAGACUACUGUCCUAUCACGUCAGCUCACAGAACCUGGUGGCGAUUCCAGUGUACGUCAAGCACAACAUUACUUUCCGUGAAGGAAGCUCCCAGGGGCGAUUCGACUUGACGCUAGGCCCCAAGCAGACCAUGGGAAAGUCUGUGGAAUCGGUGUUAGUCAGCAGUCAGCUUCCUCGUGGGGUUCUCAACGCCAAUCUUAACCCCUCCCAGGGAACAUACACCUUUGACCCAGUCACAAAGUUGCUAACUUGGGAUGUAGGCAAGAUUAAUCCCCAGAAGCUUCCCAGCUUGAAAGGCACCAUGAGUCUGCAGGCGGGGGCCUCCAAACCUGAUGAGAACCCUACCAUCAACAUCCAGUUGAAAAUCCAACAGAUGGCCAUCUCAGGGCUGAAGGUGAACCGCCUAGACAUGUACGGAGAGAAGUAUAAACCUUUCAAAGGCAUCAAGUACAUGACCAAGGCUGGCAAGUUCCAGGUCCGGACAUGAAAACCUCGAUUAUGCUCAAAAUGGACCAAACCUCCUUGGGAUGUGAUGUGUUGUGAUUUGUUGGGUGCACGUUUACGUACGGUACAUUACAGGCUUUAACUCCACAAAUAUAAAGCGCUCAUUGUAGCAACAAAUCACCUACAGUCAUCAAACACUUGAAUCCGAAGUACUUUUUCUGACCAAGUUGAUCUAUGAUUUCUGUAUACUAAGUUCUACUGAUGGCAUGGCUGAGGUGCUGUUAACUAUAGAUGAAAAUAGACUUGACAUUUUUAAAUGAUCCCUACAAUUUAUAAUGCAAUUACUGAAUGCAUAGCUUAUUUGUUUCCAUGACAGCUUGGCUGCUUCUGUCUUGGUGUACUGUUUUUUUCCAAUAUUUAUUUAAGUCCCUCUCCUAUUCAGUUUAUUGUGCUUUGCUGUGAAAGUAACAUUUGUUUUUUGUCGCCAGCAUGUAUAUACUGGUAUACAAUACAACAAGUUACCCAUAUUUAUGCACUUUCGCUGUAGAAGCUGAAAUUUCAGUGCAAAUGAAGUUGGCGUGGUGUUACUGAUUUCAGCCUCGACCACUUUCUCACCAUGUUUUCUGCAACACUGUAAAGCAGUGAUUUUUUUCAACCAGCGAGAGAUCAUGUGUGCCGUGGAGAAUUAUCCAAUGGUAAUUAUUUUGACCCCAAAUAAUUAUUAUAAUCGGUGUGUGUGUGUAUGUAUGUAUGUGUGUGCGUGUAUGUAUGUGUAUAUAUAUAUAUAUAUAUAUAUAUAUAUAUAUAUAUAACUGAAUGUGAUAUACUGAAAUGCAUAUCCUCACCAGGGUCACGGGUAUACAUACAAACUGUCUCAUGUUUUCAUUCAUGUUAUGGCCACCAUUUUAUCUUUCUGCAAAUGAGGUUGAAACUGUUUUGUUGUACAAUAAAUAUUUACGUUUCUGCUUUGAAA